UCACAGUGUCCAGGCGCUCAUGACCACAUCACAUGACCAAACCCAGGAAACAGGUCAGUCAUGAUGGUCGAGCACUAUUCAAUUACCUGAACGUUUUGGUGUUCAAGGCUACAAUGUUUCAUUCCCUUUUUUUUGCAGUCAACUGUCACUUUUCACUUUAAAAAGUGCUACAGCGUGCAGUUGCAAUCCAUGAUAUAGAAAUAGAGUAAGACUAAUAAUAUCCUCAAGUCUGUCAUUUCUUUUUAAAUCAAAUACAAGAAGUGGGUGUUCUCCAAUCUCGUGACCCACCCAAACAGAAGCACCUUAAAACCCCUCCUCCAUAUAAAACCAGCUGCAAUUUCCUUCUCUUCAUCACUAACUCCCUCCUCCUCUUCUUCUUCCAUCAUGCACCAAGAAUCCUUUUCACACUCGCUGCUUUUACUUUGCAUCCUCCUGAGGAGCAGCCAGGCCCUCAACAACGAUGCCACCGAGCAUGCGGGAGGCCUCUUGCCCGAGGUCGGGCCGCCGCAGGAGGACGCGAAGCAAGGAAAUGUAUCCCUGAACCGGGCUCGAGCCGGCGGGAGAGCGGCAGGGCGGGACCGAAGCGAGCGAAGCCAGAUGGGUUGCAGAGAGCUGAGGUCUACCAAGUACAUCUCGGAUGGCCACUGCACCAGCAUCCACCCCAUUAAGGAGCUGGUGUGCGCCGGCGAGUGUCUUCCGGCUCAAAUGCUUCACAACUGGAUCGGUGGCACGCACCAGUCCAAAAAGUUCUGGACUCGCCAUAGUACAGCUACCGGCAGUAACCCAGACUGGCGCUGUGUCAAUGACAAAACCCGUACUCAGCGCAUCAGGCUACAAUGCCAGGACGGCAGCACCAGAACAUACAAAAUCACUGUGGUCACUUCCUGUAAGUGCAAGAGGUUCUCCAGGCAAAACAAUGAGUCGGAUUCGGGACACAAGUUUGGGGUUCUGGUUCCCCCACAGACGCAGCUCCCACAUAAAUCCAAGAGCAGGAAGUCGCUGGGAAAGAAGCACAUGAGCCAAAACUGGCACCAGACUGCACCAUGAGGACUGCAGGCUUUGAGGCCUUACCAGAAGACUAUUUCAUGAUGUUUGUCAAAAAUAGGCAUGGGGGCUACUUCCGGGUGGCAGAAUGCAAAUGAACCCAACUGAAAAACCAUGACAAAACAUUUUUGUGUU
This is a messenger RNA of Hippocampus comes (tiger tail seahorse), 1179 nucleotides long. RefSeq names its product sclerostin domain containing 1a (gene sostdc1a). The coding region runs from base 385 to 1047 and encodes 220 amino acids. Gene Ontology annotation, biological process: negative regulation of Wnt signaling pathway; negative regulation of BMP signaling pathway. The transcript has 2 exons. Gene Ontology annotation, molecular function: BMP binding. The record is from RefSeq and is a predicted model, not a curated record. NCBI's taxonomy places the organism in Eukaryota, Metazoa, Chordata, Actinopteri, Syngnathiformes, Syngnathidae.